Messenger RNA from Vicia villosa (hairy vetch), 2020 nucleotides. Its product is annotated as protein trichome birefringence-like 5. Gene Ontology annotation, molecular function: O-acetyltransferase activity. NCBI's taxonomy places the organism in Eukaryota, Viridiplantae, Streptophyta, Magnoliopsida, Fabales, Fabaceae. The coding region runs from base 110 to 1474 and encodes 454 amino acids. The record is from RefSeq and is a predicted model, not a curated record. The transcript has 5 exons. Gene Ontology annotation, cellular component: Golgi apparatus.
GUUAAACACUUAACUAUUGAAUCUCUUAAUUUAUCAAAUUUAAUGAAGAACAAAAACGAAACAGAGAAUGCUCCAAAUCGAGAACCCAUAUGAAUGAACAUGACUGAAAAUGCUUCCCCAGAAUAACCGUUACACUGUUCCGACGCUAUUCUUCCUCGCAUUGUUCCUUCUCUCUAUCUUCUUCUACUCCUUCUUCAUCUUCAAUAGAACCACUCUUCAAACACCUCUCUCGUAUCGUUCAGAUCUCUAUCUCCAAGUCAAACCUUCUCCGCUUCUCUCUCCUCCCCCGCCACCGCCACCGCAACAACCACCACCACCGCCACCACAACAAUCCUCCUCCACUGGUGUCGGUGUCAGUGUGGCUGAUCAGGAAUCUGUUGAUGUUACUGAUUCUGAGAAUGUUGACGAUGCAGCUUUAGGUUUGAAGGGAUGUGAUUUGUACACGGGGACAUGGGUGGAGGAUGAGAAUUAUCCGAUAUAUGAACCGGGUUCUUGUCCUUAUGUUGACGAGGCUUAUGAUUGCAAAAACAAUGGAAGGAAUGAUACUCGUUAUACGCAAUGGCGGUGGAAACCUUACGGUUGUGAUCUUCCCAGGUUUAGUGCCAAGGACUUUUUGGCAAGACUGAGAGGUAAAAACCUAAUGCUGGUAGGAGAUUCUAUGAACCGAAACCAAUUUGAGUCCAUUCUGUGUAUACUUCGUGAAGGCCUGCAAAAUAAGAGCAAAAUGUACGAGAUACAUGGUCAUAAAAUAACAAAAGGAAGAGGCUACUUUAUUUUCAAAUUUGAGGACUAUAAUUGUACAGUAUCAUUUGUGAGAUCUCAUUUCCUUGUGAGGGAGGGAGUUCGCAUGAAUGCACAAGGGAGUUCAAAUCCUACAUUAUCAAUAGAUCGAAUUGACAAGACAUCUAACCGUUGGAAGAGGGCUGACAUUCUCGUCUUCAACACCGGGCACUGGUGGGCUCAUGGAAAAACUGCUCGAGGAAUAAAUUAUUACAAAGAAGGCGAUUAUCUAUAUCCUAAAUUUGAUCAAGUUGAGGCGUACAGAAAGGCUAUAGCGACGUGGGGAAAAUGGAUCGACAAUAAUAUCAAUCCAAAAAGGCAGACUGUUUACUAUCGCGGAUAUUCUUCUGCUCAUUUCAGGGGUGGAGACUGGGACUCAGGUGGAUCAUGCAACGGUGAAACCGAACCGGUUUUAAAUGGCUCCAUCUUGAAUAACUAUCCAUUGAAAAUGAAGAUAGUGGAAGAAGUGAUUCAGAGAAUGAAGAUUCCAGUAAAGCUAUUAAAUGUCACAAGGCUGACUAAUUUCCGCAAGGAUGGCCACCCAUCUGUCUAUGGCAAGACCUUGGCGGCUGGAAAGAAAGUCUCCACGAGGCGGCAAGACUGCAGUCAUUGGUGUCUUCCCGGAGUCCCUGAUGCGUGGAAUGAACUAAUUUAUGCGACUCUGGUUUUACAGCAAACAAACUCAAGGAAUUGACUCACAGAGUUCUCUCUUUGAAGGAGUUUAUUUUUUGUGCGGGAAAAAAAGUAGAAAUGAGUAAAAGUGUAAUGAGGACAGUGAAAAGUGUACCCUUAGUUCUAUACCAUGACAAUGACAACGGUUCAAACAUGAAAGAAUCAACAGAAUACUGGAAGAGGAUUUUCCAUUGAUGGUUGAAUUCACACCCCCAUGAAGUCAGCAGAAUCAGAUUUCAUUUCAUCCAUUGGAUAAGCAAAGCAUAUUCAUCAAAUCUCUCUUACAUGUUAGAAGAUUAGAUAAAUCAACUAGGCUUUGGGGUGUAGGGUUGAACCUUAACUGAUUUUGAUGUAUAAGGUUCUGUGAAUUUUUUAUAUUGUAUGUAACAUUAACUUCACUCCAUUGGUGUCAUUCUCACACUUAGAGGUCAGGUAUGUUUCUCUCUACAUCUCUAUUUUAUUGUUCUUGCUUGUUAUCCUCUCCUUGCUAUAUUGUGUGUUAUGAUUAAAUGCUUUUUUUCCCUCCUCAAUAUGAAAAUGCAAUGCCAUUGGUGAAAAUUAUCACAAA